Messenger RNA from Melanotaenia boesemani (Boeseman's rainbowfish), 2680 nucleotides. RefSeq names its product protein phosphatase 1, regulatory (inhibitor) subunit 11 (gene ppp1r11). Gene Ontology annotation, cellular component: nucleus. The transcript has 5 exons. NCBI's taxonomy places the organism in Eukaryota, Metazoa, Chordata, Actinopteri, Atheriniformes, Melanotaeniidae. The record is from RefSeq and is a predicted model, not a curated record. Gene Ontology annotation, molecular function: protein serine/threonine phosphatase inhibitor activity; protein phosphatase 1 binding. Bases 232 to 603 code for a protein of 123 amino acids.
GAGUCGAGCCGACUUGUUUUCAACUUGACUUGUGUUUUCUACAUCUCAACCAGUGCACCACCUCAAUAUCAUCGGGUCAAUAAUAGUCGGUUUUUAUAUAGUUUGUGAGUUAAAGAAUCGGGACGAGUCACCGUAGCGUUCAUACCUGAUAUUAAAUACCACGACGUUCGACUCCUGUUCUUCUAAAUCCUAAAGCAAGCUAGCGUUAGCGUUAGCAGAGACGCUCCAGGGAUGGCGGAGGUUCCCGGGACAUCAAGUGAGACGAUAACGGAGACUGUUCAGACAAACACACCGCCACCUCCCCAGCAGGAGGGACGAAGCCUGACAAUCAAACUGAGGAAGAGGAAGACUGAGAAGAAGGUGGAGUGGUCAAGUGACACUGUGGACAACGAGCACCUGGGAAGAAGGUCCUCAAAGUGCUGCUGUAUUUAUGAGAAGCCACGACAGUUUGGAGAGUCUUCCUCUGAAAGUGAAGGAGACGAGGAUGAGGAAGGCUGUGGAAGUGCUCACUGCAUCCUGGGCCACGGCAGGAGAGGCCAUGGACAGAGAGGGGAAGGGGCGACCACCGCUCCCCCAACUUCUGGAGGGUCACACGCCCACUAGCAAACACUGCUGGAUGAUAUGGGAGGUGUGAAGGGGGGGUGUCACAUUACAAAUCUGCACUAUUUGUUUUAUUUUAGUCCCAUCAGAGGUUCAGAUGUCAGGAAAUUCCAGCUGCUGAAGGACAGAUAUGGACAUCUACAUCACUUCCUGUCCACAUGAGGAAGUUCAGUGUGUCUUGUGGUGUUUUGAAAUGUUCCAGCUAAUUCAUAACAAAUCACACACAGUCUGAAUGUUUCCUAAAACACAUCAGAGAUAGUCCCCGUCUCCAGGCGGAGGCCGGUCUCCGUCUCCAGGCAGAGGCCAGUCCCUGUCUCCAGGCGGAGGCCAGUCCCUGUCUCCAGGCGGAGGAUGGUCCCUGUCUCCAGGCGGAGGAUGGUCUCUGUCUCCAGGUGGAGGCCGGUCCCCAGUCCCUGUCUCCAGGCAGAGGCCAGUCCCUGUCUCCAGGCGGAGGCCAGUCCCUGUCUCCAGGCGGAGGAUGGUCCCUGUCUCCAGGUGGAGGCCGGUCCCCAGUCCCUGUCUCCAGGCGGAGGAUGGUCCCCGUCUCCAGGCGGAGGAUGGUCCCCGUCUCCAGGCGGAGGAUGGUCCCUGUCUCCCGUCUCUGACAUGUCAUGGUGGGCACAUUUGGCUCAGGAGUCACAUGGCUGAUGGUAGACGUUCCUGCUGUUAAAUGUCCAGAAGACAGCCGUUGUCAGACGGUGAUCCUCAGAUUGUGUGAUGUGUUCGGAAUGAGCUGAAACACCCAGUCCAGGUCUAGGAUGUGUCCCAGCAGGAUUCAGCGAUGUCGAGGUGUCCUUAAAUGCAGCAUGGGGAGGCAGACGGACUGCUUGUACAUUCUCAGCACACUGUGGAUGAGUUUUUUUUUUUAUUUACUGGUCUUAGUUUUUGCUGAUGUUGGACCACAGUCUGAUUAAGGGUCAGGAUGGAAACUGAGGACUGGACUCUGGAUCAGAUUUUGAUCUGCAGCUGGGUUUUCUAGCUGAGAGAAGUUGAGGGACAUUUGACUAGACUAGUGCGAUGCUUUCUUCCCCACAUUUAACUUGUUAUCAGGGUGGGACUGAGCCAUCAUCUCGGUGGAAUUGUUGAUUAGAUGUUUUUUUUUUUAUCAGAAAGCUUGACUGGGGCCGUGGUCCCAGCUGCUGGAUCAGGACCUCUCCUUUAACCGUGGACUCUGACUGUAGACGUGGAGGACAGCAGUUUCUUCUGCAGGAAUCAUCAGAAUUAACCGUGUUCCUGGUAGAAACGUUGACCCUUGAUGUGACUGAAAGCUUCACUCAGCUUUGAUCCCAUGUUAACCUGGACCCCUUCAGACCACAGCCCGGUCUUUAUCAGUCUGCAGCUACAUGGACCACCGAGUCCUCUGCAGGGGCUAGGUUAACCGAUUCCAAUCUGAGCUGCUGCGUGUUUUUAGGGAGAAGAUGUGUGGGUGUAAAUAAACCAGUAACGUUUACCUGCAGUAACUACAUGUACAUGCUGAUCUUUAAAAAUGAAAUAAAGUGAUGAAAUGAGAAGAAAUCUGCUCUCAGUUCAGUCUGAGCUGCUGAUAAAGUGGCCGGACGCUCAGUUUUUGACUUCAGGAUGAUAAACCCAGACACAAAGUUUCAGAAAUCCUCACAUUUCAAGUCUUAAACAUCAUGUGGUGAAAUCCAGAGAGGUUGGCCACCAUCAUGUGGUUUCAGACUAGGAUGAAGAUCAUGGUGUCUCUGGACUAGACCUGGUUUGAUGAAGGCUAAUUAAUGGGACGAUCCUCCACUCAUCAGUCCAUCCGUGAGGGUCUUCUCUCACCACUAUGUUCUCUGGAGGAUUUCUGACUGUAGAUAAAGGCGGAUGGAGAUUGGUGGAGGUGUCCAGGACAGCAGCUGUUUGUGAGGUAAAAUGAAAGAAAAUGCUGUGACUGAAGCUUUGUCAUCAGCGGGACUCCAUCAUCAUCAUCAUUGUGGCUUCCAAGCUGUGGGUCACUGCCCUUAUCGUCCCGCCUCCUCACAGUGUUCCACCUGUACGUUUUUUCUCCUGCUGGUGAUGAUGCACCUUUCUGUACAUAUUAUUGGAAAAAUAAUAAAAAUUAAAGUUUUGAACGGCA